Molecule: messenger RNA, 2239 nt
Organism: Carcharodon carcharias (great white shark)
Lineage: Eukaryota; Metazoa; Chordata; Chondrichthyes; Lamniformes; Lamnidae
Product: phosphate carrier protein, mitochondrial-like
Exons: 7
Coding region: 21-1214 (397 amino acids)
Biological process (GO): mitochondrial phosphate ion transmembrane transport
Cellular component (GO): mitochondrial inner membrane
Molecular function (GO): phosphate transmembrane transporter activity
Source: RefSeq, a predicted model, not a curated record
CAGGGCUUCGUCACCGUGACAUGUUGAAGGACGUAUUGAUUAGCGGGAGGUCGCGCGUCCUCCGAAUCGGCGCCAUUUUAGACUUGGAUUCUGUAGUUGUGGGUACUGCUGACAUGUUCUCCCCUGCUGUGCUGAGUGUCGCUGCGGCAAACCCGUUCAGUUCGCCCCGCUUCCAGCUCUUCACAGACUCCGCUGCCGUUCAUAGGGCCCAGGCUUCCGAGGCACAGGACCUCACAGCAGCUCCCACUCGCCGCCUCCUCGCUACCGCCUCCGCUCAAGAGCAGGAAGAAUAUAGCUGUGAAUAUGGCUCUGCUCGCUUCUAUGCCCUAUGCGGCCUGGGUGGGAUCAUCAGCUGCGGUACAACACACACGGCCGUGGUGCCCUUGGAUCUGGUGAAAUGCAGGAUUCAGGUGGAUCCUGGAAAAUACCAGAGCAUCUUCAAAGGGUUUUCAGUCACUGUAAAAGAAGAUGGUAUUCGUGGUCUGGGAAAAGGAUGGGCUCCAACCUUCAUUGGCUAUUCAAUGCAAGGGCUAUGCAAAUUUGGUUUCUAUGAAGUUUUCAAGAACUUUUACAGUCAGUUACUGGGUGAGGAAAAUACGUACCUCUGGCGCACAUCUCUCUAUCUUGCUGCAUCUGCCAGUGCUGAAUUCUUUGCUGAUAUUGCACUUGCUCCAAUGGAGGCUUGUAAGGUCCGAAUUCAGACCCAACCUGGUUAUGCAAACACUCUGAGAGAAGCUUUUCCUAAAAUGCAUGCUGAAGAAGGCCUUUGGGCAUUCUACAAAGGUGUUGCCCCUCUGUGGAUGAGACAGAUUCCCUACACAAUGAUGAAGUUCGCUUGCUUUGAGCGCACAGUUGAAGCACUGUACAGAUAUGUGGUUCCCAAACCUCGUGCCGAUUGUACCAAAGCUGAGCAGCUGGUGGUGACUUUUGUCGCUGGUUAUAUUGCUGGUGUAUUUUGCGCUAUUGUGUCUCACCCUGCUGAUUCUGUGGUGUCAGUGCUGAACAAGGAAAAGGGUAGCUCUGCAUUACAGGUUCUGAAAAGGCUUGGACCUUUAGGAGUGUGGAAGGGGCUCUUUGCUCGUAUUAUCAUGAUCGGCACUCUGACUGCCUUGCAGUGGUUUAUCUAUGACUCUGUGAAGGUGUACUUCAGGCUUCCUCGCCCACCUCCCCCGGAGAUGCCAGAGUCACUGAAGAAGAAGCUUGGGUUAAAGUAAAAUUACAUGGACUUGAUUUGUUAACCCUGGCUCAGUCAGAUAAUGUCAAUUCAUAAGACAUGUAAAAAAAGCUAUUUAAUACUGAAAGUAUCAUGUCUGUAAUGCCAUGUUGAUGAACCAUGGCAGAGUACAGUCUAUUCAUCAACUCUAAUUCUGAAUAAAGAACAGUGACCCAAGUUUUAGAUGUGUAAUUUAUAAUUGGUUUAUCUGAAGAGUCUAUUUCAUGAGUAUCUAAACAUAGUUGAGUUUAAAACAAAUCAUUUCAUUCUUGAAAUUCACUACUGGUGAAGAGCUAAACACCUUUACUGCUGUUUGUUUCACCACAUCUUAUCACUGAUCAAAUACAAAAUGUUUAAAGCUUUUUAUAGAUGUUAGCAAUUGCACCUAAAUUAUUUGAGUUUGUAAAUUUGAAUGCUAGUGGUUGGAGACUUGUUUGGGACAGUUUUUAAAGAAAACACAUGCUCCUUAGAUCCACCUUUGGGAUGUAUCUGUUCUGCCUUGCUGGUAGAUCUCUGCACCCUGGUGUUGGGUUCUCCAGUGGGCUGGCAGGUGACAUUCAUCAACUUGUGGUUGUACAGUCAAAGGUACUUGAGUCAUUGGCAUGUAGCCCCUCAGUUCUGAUGUGAACAACCUGUUACUCCAGGGUGUUGCUGCCGUCAGAACUUUGCUGCUAUGUGGACACGUUUAUCAAAAUCCAUCUGGUUUAAAUAUUGCAAUGAAGUGUGAUGUUCGCAAGCUAUUCUGGCUGCUUAGUGACCCCAUGACAAUUGCUGGUUGUGCUAACUCACCAUUUUGAUAGAAGUGCUGGCAUCAGAAAAUGCCUGCAUAAGACCUUGAUUGAUAAAAUGGCUGUAACAUUGCAAUUACCUGUAAUGUUUUUACAUUGGCCAGUUCAGUGUUAAAUGUUUUAACCUGACUGACAUUAAACUUGAACCAAGACACUCCUUUGUAUAUGUUAGGACUAUUGUUUGUUCCACUCUGGUUAUUUGGGUCAGUAAGCAUUAAAGAAUAUUUGCAACAAUCAA